Messenger RNA from Blepharisma stoltei, 1430 nucleotides. The record is from the annotation of a GenBank genome assembly. Lineage: Eukaryota; Ciliophora; Heterotrichea; Heterotrichida; Blepharismidae.
AUGAACAUUUCAUGUAUGAUCACUUCUAUUGGACUGUAUUUAGAUCCCAAAGAUGUAUUUUUAUCGUUAUCAUUAGUUUGUAAAGAGUGGCACAUAGAAUUAUCAGGAAAUUACAUAGGGUUUUGGCUAAAAUCUUACCUAUCUCUCAAGACUCCAUUCUCAUUAGAAGACGCCAAGCGCAAUAUAUCUAAGCUUUUCAAGCAAGAAAUUCUGAGGUUUAACCCAUGGAUUUCUACAGGCGGAAUGAGCCCUUACGAAUAUGGAAAUUCUUUUCAGAACAUGUGAAAUUAUAAUGGACUUCCAUAUUCUUCUUACUACGCAAGGCAAAGUCCAGGACCUUUCAAGAAAAAUUUGAAUUGCGUAGCUUAUUAUGGAGGAGGGUUUCAAUCUCACUAUUUUUACGACUCAGGCCAUUAUGAUUGGUACUGUACGUUUCAACAAGGAAAUCUUCCUAUUGAACUUUUGGAUUUUGAGAAUAACAACAAGCUUGAUAUGCUGACGCUUGCCCCGCUCUUCCCUGAAGAAAAUAUUAUUGAUCUUGAUGAGCAAGCAUCGGUCCCUAAACCUUGAGACCCACAAAUUGACUUUAAGUCAGGACGAAUAAAUGGAAAAAUUCAAUUUCCCUAUAAUCCUUGUAGAACAGAGCUAGCAUUUGUGAAUAAAAUUGCUAUAGCACGUCCUCUUUAUUUUACAGCACCCAUCAGAACAGUAGUGAUUUUUUUUAGCCAAAGUGACAGUGAAGAAAUAAAUUUGGAUCGGUUUGACAUUGCAAACAAUUUAGUGUCGAUUGAGGAUGCAAAAUUACUAGGAAUCGUUGAUAAAGAAGUCAAUGAAGAAAAAAUAAAGUAUUUGGAGUUCAAAAAAAGAGACGAGGAAUGGUAUCCUGCAAUAUGAAUUCAAUUUCAGACGUGAAAAUUAAGCCAUUUUGAAAUUGAUUUGCAGAGGAUCCAUCAGGUAGAGAGAGUAAUGGUGAAAUUAAUAGAUGCAGAUGACUGUAGAGAUAAAUACGAAGCGGAGUGGAUGGACCCUAAUUAUGAUAUUUUGUAUUGUUUGUUUUUGGGAACUUCAAUAGCAAAGGAGGAUAGUGAAGAAGCAGAAGAUAAGGAAGAGAUAUAUGAAAUAGAUAGUAAUGAAUUUAUUUUAUCCUAACUCCCCCCUCCCAUGAGUGAACAAAAAUUUUUAUGGAAAAAAAAAUUUGAUAUAUAAAUGAUAAUUAGUAUAAUGAAAUAUAGAGCUAAAUCUGUUUAAUUUUGAACGAAUUGCUUUUUUAAAACAUAAAUUUUAUUAAUUAAAUUAAUAUUUACUUUCCAAUUUUUGUGAAUUUCGAAAAAAUUACUUUCUCUUUAUAUAUAAAUUUUUAAAAAAAAAAAAAUAAUCCCCUCCGUGAGUGAACAAAAUUUUUUUGUUCACUCACGGAGGGGGGCGAGUAA